Iphiclides podalirius (scarce swallowtail) is the source of this 975-nucleotide messenger RNA. The record is from the annotation of a GenBank genome assembly. NCBI's taxonomy places the organism in Eukaryota, Metazoa, Arthropoda, Insecta, Lepidoptera, Papilionidae.
AUGCCGAACUUACAUAGUUGGGACAGGGCGCUAUCCGUUUCCCCCCGUCGUGCUGCCACCUUGUUGUGGUGGAGGGGCUUGCGUGUCCUAAUGACCUCCAAGGCUAUGCCGGAUAGGGUCUCCCAUACCGGACAGGCUCGGAGCGAGGGACCAGACGAAGAGCAGCACAAGGAGGGGCUCUCCGUUGCGUCUGACGCCACCGUCGGAGGAGAUUUCGCCAACUCCUCGUUCCGCAACCAGCGACUCACUUCAACGACCCUUCUGGUGGCUCCAGUUGGAGAUGUUGUGUGUGUAAAGGAGGAUGGCCCUUUGACAUCAACCACAGUAGGGAGUUUAGAGGAGGUAGGCGGUAUAUCCGCGUCAGAUUCUGGCUCUGAAAUGAGCCUGGAAUUGGAAAAAAGCGUAGCUAGCAACGCUAGCUUUGCCAGUAUGGGUAGCGGAGAGGCCCAGAGAGUGCGCAAGAAGCGCACUCGCGCCUCGGAUGCAGACGCCGAAGCAGAUGAUCAUCCGGAAUCUUCGGCGUUCAAAAGGAGAGGCACCCCUGUGCCUAAAAGGUGUAGAGGCCGCCCGCCCAAUAGUGGGCAGUAUUUGGGGCUGGCGAAAGGGAAGCGGGAGCUCAUGGAAGCCAGGAGGGCAGAGAUGGAGCUCCAGGCGGAGAAGGAGGUUCCAGAGCUGAUCCAAAGGCGCCGGCUCGAUAGAGCAUUGCGCCCCGCUGGCUUUGACGACGUAGUCGACUUUCGCCUUUCUUCGACCCUGCUUGAGAGGGUCGAUGAUGUCAUUAAAGUCAUCACCAAAGUCGCUACGAAAUCAAAGAACCUGAAGGGCACUUUUGUAAAAGCCCUUAAGAAAGCGGCUGAGAUGAUCCGGGAGGCGGUGAACGCUCUACAGAGCAUAUCAUCGACUGAUGAAACCCGCCGCCUCCAGGCCGACAACAAACGGCUGCGGGACGAGGUGGCGACGCUCCAAAAGGAGGCC